Ochotona curzoniae (black-lipped pika) is the source of this 2289-nucleotide messenger RNA. It is a transcript of the gene DECR2, whose product is annotated as 2,4-dienoyl-CoA reductase 2. The transcript is spliced from 9 exons. The record is from RefSeq and is a predicted model, not a curated record. Gene Ontology annotation, molecular function: 2,4-dienoyl-CoA reductase (NADPH) activity. NCBI's taxonomy places the organism in Eukaryota, Metazoa, Chordata, Mammalia, Lagomorpha, Ochotonidae. Gene Ontology annotation, biological process: fatty acid catabolic process. The coding region runs from base 1107 to 2249 and encodes 380 amino acids.
CUGUGCCUGGACAGGCCGGCAGAGUGUGUUGUCCGGGUGGUCCCAGGGUGGUGGGAAGGCACAGGUGGGGCCCAUCACCUGGGGCUCAUGGGGCCUCUGGCUGACGAGGGAGCUGCUAGGUGUCCUGCCCCAGACAUGUCCAUCCACAGCUCACCUGUGGGUGGCACGUGGCUCCGGAACUGGGGUGUCAUCUGCUGCCUGCUAGGAUUCCACCAAAGUGGAGGAACUGGGUCUAAACCAGACGCGUGGAUGGAGGACUGGGCAUCCCAGCUGGGUACACUGAGGGAGGAUUGUGCAUCCCAGCUGGGCGCAUGGACAGGGACUGUGCAUCUCAAGCAACCUCCCUCAUGUCCCUGGGGCUCCCUGUUGGGCGCUCUUGGCCUGUCUGUGCCAGGGCAAGGCGAUGUCCUUGGGGCAGGGUGCAUAGUACAGUUGCUGGAAUGCAGACGGCUGUCCAGCGAGGCAACAUGUCUGACCAUGUGCUGGUCUCACAUCCGUGCCACCUGCUGAUGGGUCCUACAACUUGUGCCACAUUGACUAAGCAAAACUGGCUCCCGCACCCGCUCCUUACUCCUCACUACCUGGAGGGUUGGGGGUGUAUCUCCAUAGACAACCAACCCCAAAGCACACUGCUUCUGCACAUUUGCCCCAAGUCACGCUGUGAAACCAAUCUUCUAGUUUCCCUCAGUAUACCCCAACAGGAAGCAAAGUGGGCGGUGGUAGCCUUCCAAUCCUUUAAUUUGCUUAGCAUCGGGCUCCUUCCUAAAAUUGAAUGUUUUACAUUUGUUCUCCAUUUCGUACAAUAUGAAAGAGCCAGGCAGGGAUGUCGCAGCCUCUGGUUUCCUGGCCAGGAGCCCUGUCCUGGCGUCCACCAGCUGGGUUGUGUGUGCUGUACUCCCUUCCUGUCGGGUGGCCGCCCCAGGGCCUGUCGCUGGGCACCGGCCGACAGUGCAUGACCGGCCUCAGGACCCCAAGGACACGUCCGGCAGAUCAAGGUGACAGGCGGCUGGCCGGCCGCCCGCCCCGCCCCUCCGCAGUGCGCCUGCGCUCUCCGGUCGCUCUUGCAGUGAGCCUGCGCUCUCCGCACCGCCCCUUCAGCAGUGCGCAUGCGCUCUCCGCCCUGCACUUGCUCUCGCCGCCUAGAUCCGUCCCUCCUCCAGCUCAAUGCGCAUGCUCAUCCAGCCCUCGCCGCUCCGCCCACGCCUCACUGCGCCUGCGUUCUCCCCGCCCACGGCUCUGUCUCCUGCAAGUCCUCCGCUACAGGGCUCCGCGUCGGUCGUCUGCUGCGGGGCUCGGAGCUCGGCGUCAGUCCUCUGCUAGGGGCUCUCUGCUGCGGGGGUCGGCGUCAGUCCUCUCCUGCGGCGCUCGGCGUUAUGGCCGCCCCUGUUCCCGAUGUGGAUGAGGACGAGUGUCUGCCCGAGUACCGUCACCUCUUCUCCCCGGACCUGCUCCGGGACCAGGUGGCCUUCAUCACUGGCGGCGGCUCUGGGAUCGGGUUCCGCAUUGCGGAGAUUUUCAUGCGGCAUGGCUGCCACACGGUCAUCGCCAGCAGGAGCCUGCCCAGAGUGUCGAUGGCUGCCAAGAAGCUGGCUGCAGCCACCGGCCAGCGAUGCCUACCCCUGGCUAUGGAUGUCCGGGCUCCCCCAGCCAUCAUGGCUGCCGUGGACCGGGCCCUGCAGGAGUUUGGCAAAAUCAACAUUCUUGUCAACUGUGCGGCGGGGAACUUCCUGUGCCCUGCCAGCGUGCUGUCCUUCAAUGCGUUCAGGACUGUAAUGGACAUCGACACUAUGGGCACCUUCAACGUGUCUCGCGUGCUCUACGAGAAGUUCUUCCGGGACCAUGGGGGGGUGAUCGUCAACAUCACAGCCACCCUAGGUUUCCGGGGGCAGGCGCUGCAGGUGCAUGCUGGCUCUGCGAAGGCGGCCGUGGAUGCCAUGACCCGGCACCUGGCUGUGGAGUGGGGUCCCCAGCACAUCCGUGUCAAUAGCCUGGCCCCAGGCCCCAUCCGUGGCACAGAGGGGAUGCGGCGACUGAGUGGCCCCAUGGCCAGCAGGAGCCCACAUGUCCUCAGCAGCCCGAUGAGGAGGCUGGGCAACAAGACGGAGAUUGCUCACAGCACACUCUUCCUGGCCAGCCCACUGUCGUCCUACGUGACUGGGGCCCUGCUGGUGGUGGAUGGCGGUGCGUGGCUGACGUUCCCCAACCAGGUCACAGACCGCGUGAACUCUGCCUCUGCUGCUAAGCUGUAGCUCCCUGCUUGUGGCCUGGGAAAGCAGUCGAGGACGGCCC